AAAGACAGAGAGGCACAUUCUUCUGGAACUUGCCUGUUGCAAUUUGUAAUGGCGGGUACAUAAUAAACGACCAAAAAAUAAUAAAAAUUAAAAUCGUAUUGCUUCUUUCUCGCACAAAACACCACUAACAGAAAACAGUAGCAAGAAAAAAAAACAGGGAGACAUCGAGAGAACGGAAAUGGACGACGUUAGAAUUUUAGAGGCAGAGAGGCGCCGGAUUCAAGAGCUUGAAUUCGAAGAAUUACAGGUCGAGGAAGAAGUCGAUGGUCGUGAUUCCACUGGUGCUGGUUCAUCUGAUGAUUUCACCUUCAACCCUUGUUUGGCUUCACUGCAUACUUAUCUUGGCGAGGUUGAAGACACUCAUCAUAGACUGGCUUUUUUGGAUGGAGGUGCCGUUUUGAACCUUCCAUUGUUCUAUCUUGAAGGAGUUGUUCUUUUCCCAGAGGCUACACUUCCUUUGAGAGUUGUUCAACCCAAUUUCAUUUCUGCUGUUGAGAGGGCAUUGGUUCAAGUAGAUAAUCCUUUUAUUGUAGGUGUGGUUCGUGCAUACAGGGGUUCUGAUUCGGAUAACAGACAAUUAAGGUUUGCAACUGUUGGGACAACUGCAGAGAUUCGACAAUACCGGCGAUUAGAGGAUGGAUCACUGAAUGUAGUUACUCGUGGCCAGCAGCGGUUUCAUCUAAAACAUCGUUGGAUUGAUGUGGAAGGAAUGCCCUGUGGAGAGGUUCAAAUCAUCCAGGAAGAUAUUCCGUUAAGGACACCCAAGGAUGCUUUUGGAAAAUUGGCACCAUUAAGUAAUCUACGCAGUCAUAGGCUCUCACGUGUGCUGCCUUCACUUGGAUAUGGGCAUAGCGACAAUGAUUCAGAGGCAAAUUCGGAUGACAGCUUCGAGAAUGCGCUCUCAUCAGCAGGCAUGAGAACUCACCAGUCUGCACUCGAUUCCUGUUAUGGUUAUGAUGUGAUGGAUGAAUCAACUAGCAGCGAUGAUGACAAGUUCUUGAGUCAGACAGAAAUGAGAUCUACAAGAUCUCACCUAAAUGAGUCAAAAGGGCCAUUGUACUCGGACACUGGAAAAAAUGCUGAUAAUACUACCUUAGAGAUUGGGAAUAGUUCUGAUUUGGCAAAGAAAGGGGAAGGGUCAAAGAGGUGUUGGAAAAAUACUGACUUAAACCACUUUCACAGGGUUCCAAGAGCCUUCUGGCCCCACUGGGUAUACCGUAUGUAUGACUCCUAUUGUCUUGCUGAAAGAGCAGCAGAUAUGUGGAAACAGAUAGUUGGGGCACCAAGCAUGGAUGGUCUUGUGAGAAAGCCUGACCUUUUGUCAUUUUAUAUUGCCAGUAAAAUUCCUGUUUCUGAAGAGACCAGGCAGGAGCUUCUGGAGAUUGAUGGCAUUUCAUAUAGACUGCGCCGGGAAAUUGGUUUACUUGAAAGUUUUGACCUUGUUCAAUGUAAAACUUGUAAGACUGUAAUCGCUCAGCGGAGUGAUAUGUUGGUGAUGUCUACUGAAGGUCCUCUUGGUGCUUAUGUCAAUUCACAUGGUUAUGUGCAUGAGAUAAUGACACUCCAGAAAGCUAAUGGGUUAGCACUCAUAGGGCGAGCCACUGUGGAAUACAGCUGGUUUCCUGGGUAUGCUUGGACAAUCGCAGAAUGUGCCUCCUGUGAAACCCAGAUGGGGUGGCUUUUUACUGCCACGAAGAAGAAGUUGAAGCCUCAAUCGUUUUGGGGAAUACGGAGUUCCCAGGUUGCUGAUGAUACACGAGUAACCUUAUAGACCGGCCAGCAAUAAAAGCAUCUGAUCUGGAAGAAUAAAGCAUGUGCCAAGUGAUAAUUGGCUUUGAUCUUCAAUCAAGAUGGCUUUUCACAUAA
Populus trichocarpa (black cottonwood) is the source of this 1866-nucleotide messenger RNA. RefSeq lists its product as uncharacterized. The transcript is spliced from 11 exons. Gene Ontology annotation, cellular component: Cul4A-RING E3 ubiquitin ligase complex. Lineage: Eukaryota; Viridiplantae; Streptophyta; Magnoliopsida; Malpighiales; Salicaceae. Gene Ontology annotation, biological process: protein ubiquitination. The record is from RefSeq and is a predicted model, not a curated record. Bases 179 to 1771 code for a protein of 530 amino acids.